This is a messenger RNA of Sitodiplosis mosellana (orange wheat blossom midge), 1030 nucleotides long. RefSeq names its product 3-oxoacyl-[acyl-carrier-protein] reductase FabG-like. NCBI's taxonomy places the organism in Eukaryota, Metazoa, Arthropoda, Insecta, Diptera, Cecidomyiidae. The record is from RefSeq and is a predicted model, not a curated record. Bases 68 to 847 code for a protein of 259 amino acids. The transcript has 3 exons.
CUCAGUCUGAUAUUUAACUUAAAACAAUCAACAGCGAUUAGUUAUAAAGUUGGUGUUUACGGUCAAAAUGAGUUUCACUGGGAAGGUUGUAAUUGUAACAGGUGCAAGUAGUGGAAUUGGGGCUGAUGCGGCUCGACAUUUGGCAAAAUUGGGUGCAAAAGUGUCAAUUGUUGGUCGAAACGAAAAACGAGUGAAUGAAGUGGCUGAUCAAAUAAAGAAAUUUGGCGCACCAACACCACUUCCGAUCGUGGCCGAUGUGACAAGAGACGCGCAACGCAUCAUCAAUGAAACUGUCAAGCAUUUUGGUCGGCUUGAUGUUCUUGUGAACAAUGCUGGCAUCUUUAGAGCAGACAAUGUGGUACAGUUUGAUGUUGAGCAGUUUGAUAGUAUUUUAGAUACAAACCUAAGGAGUGUUAUUAUUCUAACGAAUUUGGCGGUGCCUCACUUGGAAAAGACCAAAGGAAAUAUCAUAAAUAUUUCAAGCGUAGCCGGCUUACGACCAUUUGACCUCUACACAUCAUACUGUAUUAGCAAAGCUGGAUUGGAUCAGUUCACAAAAUGCUCCGCGAUUGCAUUGGCACCGAAAGGAAUACGAGUGAAUUCGAUCAAUCCAGCCACAAUUCGUACCCCAAUUUUUGAACAGAUUGGAAUCAAUAAAUCGAAUGAGGAGCAAUUCUUCGAAGAACGUAGACAUGACUACUUAGUGGGCAGAGUUGGUGAGGUUUCGGAUACGAGUUCAGCCGUUGCUUACUUGGCUUCAGAAACAUUUUUGACGGGUCUGCUUCUGCCAAUUGACGGUGGCUUGAUGUGCUCGGGAAUUCGAACAAGCUUACCUGGACUAACGUAAAUGUGAAGCGUUUGAUGCAUCAAUUUUGCUUUAUGCUGAACAAGUCUUAAUAGUUUGAUUUCGCUUUUCUGCAUCAAAAGCAUCCUAAUUUUAUGCGGUGAAUAUACAAAUCAGCAAAUGUUCUCUUUGAAUGAUUGAAAUAAAAUUGUAAAACAUAAACGUAGAGUCUUAUUCAUUGGCUAU